Eubalaena glacialis (North Atlantic right whale) is the source of this 4347-nucleotide messenger RNA. It is a transcript of the gene ATP6V0A1, whose product is annotated as ATPase H+ transporting V0 subunit a1. The record is from RefSeq and is a predicted model, not a curated record. Bases 204 to 2798 code for a protein of 864 amino acids. NCBI's taxonomy places the organism in Eukaryota, Metazoa, Chordata, Mammalia, Artiodactyla, Balaenidae. Gene Ontology annotation, cellular component: plasma membrane; vacuolar proton-transporting V-type ATPase complex; vacuolar proton-transporting V-type ATPase, V0 domain. The transcript has 22 exons. Gene Ontology annotation, molecular function: proton-transporting ATPase activity, rotational mechanism; ATPase binding. Gene Ontology annotation, biological process: vacuolar acidification; proton transmembrane transport.
CCGGCGGCGGCGCCGCGGGGGCGGGGCUUUGCGGACGCACGCACGUCGAGGUGCUGCUGCCGGGAGUUGCGGAGGCUGCGGGUUUGAGCUUCGGAAGCUGGGGGGGUUGGUCUGCGGCGGCUGCUUUGGCUGCGGCUGGCCCGCCCGCGGCUGGAGGUUGGAGAGAAAUCCAGGUACUCAGUUGACCCGUCCUUUCUGCUGCCAUGGGGGAGCUUUUCCGGAGUGAGGAGAUGACACUGGCCCAGCUUUUUCUACAGUCAGAAGCUGCUUAUUGUUGUGUCAGUGAGUUAGGAGAACUCGGAAAGGUUCAGUUUCGUGAUUUAAAUCCAGAUGUGAACGUUUUCCAGCGGAAAUUUGUGAAUGAAGUUAGAAGAUGUGAAGAAAUGGAUCGAAAGCUUCGAUUUGUUGAGAAAGAGAUAAGGAAAGCCAAUAUCCCAAUUAUGGACACUGGCGAAAACCCAGAGGUGCCCUUCCCCCGGGACAUGAUUGACUUAGAGGCCAAUUUUGAGAAGAUUGAAAAUGAACUGAAGGAAAUCAACACAAACCAGGAAGCUCUGAAGAGAAAUUUCCUGGAACUGACUGAAUUAAAAUUUAUACUUCGCAAAACUCAGCAGUUUUUCGAUGAGGCUGAAUUGCAUCAUCAGCAGAUGGCGGAUCCAGACCUGUUGGAAGAAUCCUCAUCCCUCUUGGAGCCAAGUGAGAUGGGAAGAGGCACGCCUUUAAGACUUGGCUUCGUGGCUGGUGUGAUUAACCGGGAGCGCAUCCCUACUUUUGAGCGCAUGCUUUGGCGGGUGUGCCGGGGGAAUGUGUUCCUGCGGCAGGCUGAAAUCGAGAACCCCCUGGAGGAUCCUGUGACUGGAGACUACGUGCACAAGUCUGUGUUCAUCAUUUUCUUCCAAGGCGAUCAGCUGAAAAACAGAGUCAAGAAAAUCUGUGAAGGGUUCCGGGCCUCACUCUAUCCCUGUCCUGAGACGCCACAGGAGAGGAAGGAGAUGGCUUCUGGAGUUAAUACCAGGAUUGACGAUCUCCAAAUGGUUCUGAAUCAAACGGAGGAUCACCGCCAGAGGGUUCUGCAGGCAGCUGCUAAGAACAUCCGUGUCUGGUUCAUCAAAGUGCGGAAGAUGAAGGCCAUCUACCACACUUUGAACCUGUGCAACAUAGAUGUGACCCAGAAGUGCCUGAUUGCGGAGGUCUGGUGCCCUGUCACUGACCUUGACUCCAUCCAGUUUGCGCUCAGAAGGGGCACGGAACACAGUGGCUCCACCGUGCCCUCCAUCCUGAACAGGAUGCAGACAAACCAGACUCCCCCAACCUAUAACAAAACCAACAAGUUCACAUGUGGCUUUCAGAACAUAGUGGAUGCUUAUGGAAUUGGAACUUACCGAGAGAUAAAUCCAGCUCCAUAUACCAUCAUCACUUUCCCUUUCCUAUUUGCUGUGAUGUUUGGGGACUUUGGCCACGGCAUUUUGAUGACCCUUUUUGCUGUAUGGAUGGUGUUAAGGGAGAGCCGGAUCCUCUCCCAGAAGAAUGAGAAUGAGAUGUUUAGCACUGUGUUCAGCGGACGGUACAUUAUUCUGCUGAUGGGAGUGUUCUCCAUCUACACCGGCCUCAUCUACAAUGAUUGCUUUUCCAAGUCUCUUAAUAUCUUCGGGUCAUCCUGGAGUGUGCGGCCAAUGUUUACUUUAUACAAUUGGACGGAAGAGACGGUUCGGGGGAACCCUGUCCUCCAGCUGAACCCAGCUGUCCAUGGAGUUUUCGGUGGACCAUAUCCUUUUGGCAUCGAUCCAAUUUGGAACAUUGCUACCAAUAAACUGACCUUCCUCAACUCCUUUAAGAUGAAGAUGUCUGUUAUCCUUGGUAUCAUCCACAUGAUGUUUGGAGUCAGCCUGAGCCUUUUCAACCAUACCUAUUUCAAGAAGCCCCUGAAUAUCUACUUUGGAUUUAUUCCGGAAAUAAUCUUCAUGACCUCUUUGUUUGGCUACUUGGUCAUCCUUAUUUUUUACAAGUGGACAGCCUAUGAUGCUCACACAUCUGAGAAAGCGCCAAGCCUUCUGAUCCAUUUCAUAAACAUGUUCCUCUUUUCCUACGGGGACUCUGGUAAUUCAAUGCUGUAUUCUGGACAGAAAGGAAUUCAGUGUUUCCUGGUAGUGGUUGCACUGCUGUGUGUCCCUUGGAUGCUGCUGUUUAAACCACUGGUCCUUCGCCAUCAAUAUUUGAGGAGGAAGCAUUUGGAAGGGCAACCUGUGGAGGCCCCAGUCAGCCCAACCCCAAGCCAACAGGGACUAGUGGCAGCAGCGGCUGCAACAGGAACUCUCAACUUUGGUGGGAUCAGGGUGGGCAACGGACCGACAGAGGAGGAUGCUGAGAUUAUUCAGCAUGACCAGCUCUCCACCCAUUCAGAGGACGCAGAGGAGUUUGAUUUUGGGGACACCAUGGUCCACCAGGCCAUCCACACCAUUGAGUACUGCCUGGGCUGCAUCUCCAACACCGCCUCCUACCUGCGGCUCUGGGCCCUCAGCCUCGCUCAUGCACAGCUGUCGGAGGUGCUUUGGACCAUGGUGAUCCACAUCGGCCUAAGCGUGAAGAGCUUGGCGGGAGGUUUGGCGCUGUUCUUCAUCUUUGCCGCCUUCGCCACCCUGACUGUGGCCAUCCUCCUGAUCAUGGAGGGCCUCUCAGCCUUCCUCCACGCGCUGCGGUUACACUGGGUGGAAUUCCAGAAUAAAUUCUACAGCGGGACGGGUUUCAAGUUCCUACCCUUCUCCUUCGAGCACAUCCGAGAAGGGAAGUUUGACGAAUGAGCCCCUCCCUCAGGGGCGCUGUGCGCCCUCUGCCCUCCCCGCUCCCUCCACGGUGAUUAGCUGUGCUCCGCUUGCCUGUUGGUUGUGAGCCCUGGGUAUCAGGGCAUCUGAGUCAUCCCUGCCACCCUUCCCCCAGCCACCUGUGAGUCAUUUAGACAGACCCAGCCCUUCCUGGGUCCCCCGCCACCCCCAGCUUUGUGUGUUGUAGUGCAGUGAUUUUCUGGAGAGAAGCGGGCCCGAGCAGUCACUCAAACCCACUCCCGCUGGGCACCCUCCUUGCCCUCCCAGCCUCUGUCCAGCCCUUCCUCUGCCCCCUGGUGGUGAAGCAGUUUGUGCAUUUACACAGGAGCCCAGAGCGCUUGGAGGGAGCGCCUUCACCGUCCACACCCAGACUUUGAGCCCCCUGCUCCUGCCACUCUCCUUCCCGGUGGGGGAUGGGGUGCUCUUUAACACUCCCCACUCUUGGAUUAGCAGGGGUGGGUCCAGGAAGAUGAUGUUUCUGUCCUCUGCCCACCCGCUCUGGUCUUCAGUGCGCUUGUUAAUCAGGAAUUCAGCUGGACCCAACUGUGCCGGCGUGCGUGGCUUCUCCCUGGCAGCCCCAAGGGUCCCUGGAUACCCUGCACCACCUUCCUGACCCCCACCCUAAACUCACACCCUCUCCUCCUCCUUCCCAGGGUGCUCUUUUAGCACCCAGCAUAACAUGCACAGCGGGGAGGACCCAAAGCAGAGGUCCUGGCUGGCUCCUCUGGUGGCUGCUUCUCAGGCCGUGCAUGGGCCGCAAGCACGCCCUUGGGGCAGAGGGUCCAAGUCCAUGCUCCUUCCUGGUGCAGACCCGGAGACCUUUCCCCACCCCCAAUCACGAGUCUCGAGUGCAGAACUGUAGUCAUUAGGGGUGGUUCUGCCUGCAGACCAGCCUUGCUCUGCCCACCGGUGCCCCUCCCCACUUCCACACCGACCCCAAGCGGAGCAAGUGGGUCCUGGGCAGAGAAAGUCAACGUCAUUUACCAUUUGCUGAUUGGAGGCAGCUGGCAGGGCCGCCAGUGCGUGCAGUUGUGAGAGCUGCGUGGCCCUGCCCUGUGGGCUGGUGGGGAGCGCCCCCAAAGGGCCGCCGCCCCGUCACCCCCACACCAGGAUGUGGAUCUUGGGGCCUUUUAAUCAUGCGUUGGCACAGCAGCCCUGGCUGCUUCAGCUAAAUUGAUCCCCGUGCCUUCAGUGGGCGAGAGGACCCCCUCAAUUGGUCGGCCCCUUCCCACCCCACCCCACCCCACCCCUACCCCCUGCUUGUCUGGGAGCUGCUUAGCGCUGCUCACUGGACUCUCCCAGGCUGGGCCACCCGCCCCAGCUUCACCACGCAGUAGCCAGUGUGACCCGACCCAGCCCUUGUGCAGAGCCGCCUCCCGUCCGGUCCCUCCCUCCCUGUGGUUUACAUGAUGAUCUUUGCUCUGUUUACAGCGGCGGGAGUUUGAAGCAGAGUUCUUUAUCAGGAAUCCUGCCCAAGGCCCUUCUGUUCAGACAUUCCCCUGUGCGGAAUAAAGUGUGUUUGACUCUA